Messenger RNA from Acanthopagrus latus (yellowfin seabream), 2195 nucleotides. RefSeq lists its product as uncharacterized. Lineage: Eukaryota; Metazoa; Chordata; Actinopteri; Spariformes; Sparidae. The coding region runs from base 303 to 1835 and encodes 510 amino acids. The transcript has 6 exons. The record is from RefSeq and is a predicted model, not a curated record.
UGCAAUGCAAUCUGGGAGGGGAAAAAAACUGAUUACUGUAAUUUAAGAGAAUUCCGUUAUUUACAGGAAUUUACUGUAAAUUUGAAACAGCAAUGAAUCUUGGGAAGGUGAGAAACAGUGCGGGGAAAAAAGACAAAGCGAACGCAGCGAAGAGUUUCUUUUAUUUUCUGGCAAAAGCUUGAAUGCAACUUGCGUCUUAUUUAAACUUAAACUUUGUAGCAGAUCUGUGAGUCUCUGCCACAGACAGGCUGCACUCAGCUCAGCCUCUUGUGUCCAGAGCUGCAUCGACAACCUCCACCGAGAUGCUGGAACCUAGUGAUCUACUCAGGGAGGCCAUCCUCUCUACACUUCCCAGGAUCCCUGAAGAGUCACUAAGACAUAUGGUGGAGAAGCUGAUACAGCAAGGAGUAGAAACAGAGGAAGACCUGCAAUAUGUGAGAGAGGAAGACAUUCAAGAGUUCAUGAAGCCCAUUCAGUGCAGAAAACUUCUGGAUGCAUGGAAAUAUAAAGAGCCUGUGCCCAUUUCUUCCACACCGAGGCAGAUAUUCCCAUGCAUCCAACAAGACCAAAGCUCUUCAUUUUCAAGCAGUUCUCAGUCCUCUCCUCCAACAUCACCCUUGCCUGCAAGAGCCAACUGGCCUGACAGUUUUCAAGUAAACUGGGACCAGAUGCCUCCUAGUCUGAAAACAGCCAUCCAGAAUGGGAAAAGGCCUUCACCAGCAGAUAGGCGACAGAUGAUCCGGGUACUUGUUGAUGACAUGCGGAAAAUUGAAGUCAAUCCAAGUAGAGCCCAGUGUCUCAUCAUUGCAAGGAACAUAGUGAGACAGUAUCCCCAGUCAUUUACGGAUGCGAUGGAUGACAGAAAAACAACUGUAGGAGCAGGACAUGAAUCGCUUCUGUAUCAAAUAAAGACACGCAUUGAACAUUUAAACAGAAACAACACCGUAGCUCAUCACAGAAAAGCAAAGAAUGGACAUGGGGAUCAACCACAACGAGGACCUGCGGACACCUACGGCUGCACACAAUGGCAACCUGAGCUUCCACCUGAGGAGACAGAAGUAUCUCUGGAAAAUAAGAGACAAAAGCUGAUAGCGAUCUUUUCACAUGAAGGUUCCUCAGGAAUGGAAAGAGCAGAAGUGUUACAGCUCAUGGUGGCAACAUAUUGCUUGCAACGGCAAAUGAUAAAUGCCAGUCCAGCACCAGCUUUGGCAGAUGUGAAGAACAAAUGGCCAUAUUUGUUUUUUCCAAGGAGCAUGUGCGCUCAUUUUGAACUGCUAACCAAUAUUCCAGUUGUCCGAAAGAUGGAGGCCUUUCUUGAAGAGCAUGGCAGAAACAUUCUGGAGUUUUUCAAACAAAACCCAACAAAUGCUGAUGUAAAGGCUGUUCUCUACAGGAGUGACUGCAGUGUGACUGCUUUAAACAUCCUGCCGGUUCUGAUGGCACACUUCAAGGAACCACUGGAUGCCCUUAUAAUAGAAACUGAUGUGUCUGCCACGCCAGCCAUUGUGCAGAUGACUGUUUCAUUGCCUGACACACCACGGCUGAUUGUGGUUGAAGUGAUGUGUGAGGGAACAUCCUUUUUGCUUGGUCUCGCUGUGCUCUUCUCGUCCUACUACAAUUUCAGCUUGCAGUAUCAACAUGAUGCUGCAUGCACGUUGGAAUUCAUUCAGAGAUGUUGCAUUGACAUCAAUCCAGAGAGGGGCACAAAAGCAAGCAAUGAGAUGGUGCACAGUAAGAAGAGCGGAAAGAUGGUGAAGAAGAAGGCAACAUCGGUGAAUCCACAUGUCUGCACACUCAUCAAAAAGCUGAGUGACUUCAAGUGGAACUUUGUCUGAGCAUGCAUGCAUGCACUCACACAUGCACGCGAGCGCAAACACACACACACACACAUACACACACUCUCACUCAUUCAGUGAUUGAACCCCAGUGUUAUCUCAUUCUCAUGGAACACAAGGAACUCCGUUUGAUGUUCAAGAAAAAAAUGUUAAAAAACGUUUCAAGAAAAACAGUUGCAUAAUUGUUUUGUGUUCACUCUAUACUUAUACACUCAUGCAACUAGAAUGCUGCUCUUCUGCAGCAAGUUACAGUAAUUAAAAGCAGUUUAUUUGAUGUUCCUUAUCAGUGGUUAUUGCCUCUUAAUCACCUAUAUUUUUUUCAAUUUCAUUUGCGUGCCCCAAUAAACACACUUAUAACAG